UUGCGUUAUCGUAAAUGCACUCAAAUCACUUCCAACAUCACUUGCUAAUUUGCUUGUUGCCACCACUAGCAUGGCGGGCGUUGCUGCAGGCGUCGUCGCGGCUCCUCCUCGUCCUCCCAAGGUACAGCAGAAGGGAGGUCACCGGAUGUUUGCAGUGUCUGAUGACAGCGCGAUGAUGAAGCAAAUUCAAGCGACUCAUUCUCCUGACAGCCGCGAAGUCAACGUCAAGCCCAUCCUCAGCCUCAUCGAGAGCAUUUUUCGCCAUGCUACUCCAAGCAUUGACGGGGUUUUGAAUGGGAAACAUGUAUCAAAGACUAGUUUGGAAGAGAAGGCCUAUCUGGCGGCUUUUGAUGGUGUCCUAGAGGCAUUGCCUUACGUUAUCCAAAAAAUCUCCUGCGAGAUAUCGUGCAAGUGCAGCGGAGGUGGAGAUGCCCAUGGAACCACAAUGGCUAUAUUCAACAUGAUCUCGGCCUACUCGUGGGAUGCGAAACUGGUGUUGGCGCUGGCCGCCUUCGGAGUGAACUACGGAGAGUUCUCUCUGAUAGUCCAGCUUUACCCCUCGAACCACCUCGCGAAAUCAGUAGCUUUGCUCAAGCAAUUACCAGACAUGUUGGAGCACUCGAGCUCCUUGAAACCACAGUUCGAUGCGCUCAAUAAUCUCAUCUUUGCCAUGGUGGAUGUGGCCAAGUGCAUUAUCCAGUUCAGCGAGCUACCUCCACAGUACAUUUCAUCCGAGGUGCCCCCGCUGUCGACUGCUAUGACCCAUAUUCCUACUGCAGUCUACUGGACUAUCCGCAGCAUCGUUUCUUGCGCUUCACAAAUUGCUAGCCUGAUCGGGUUGGGGAACGAAUACAUACCAUCAGCCACUGAAGCAUGGGAACUAUCCAGCUUAGCCUACAAGGUCGGUAGCAUACAUGAGCACCUUAAGAAGCAACUUGCCAUCUGCUACCAACAUAUAGAUGAAAAGAGGCAUUUCGAAGCUUAUCAGACGCUGGUACGCCUCUUCGACAAGAUUCAUUUGGACAACAUGACCAUUCUCAAGCAUUUAAUCUAUCUCAGGGAUGACAUACAGCCGCUGGUGGACGGUACCACCAAAUCAAAGGUCAGCCUUGAAGUGCUGAGAAAGAAGACGGUAUUGCUACUGAUAUCAGAUCUCGAAAUCGCCAUUGAAGACAUCGAACUUCUCAACCACAUGUACAGAGAGUCUCGUUCGAGGGCCGAGUACCAGUUCGAAAUAGUGUGGCUGCCAAUUGUGGAUAUCGAUCCAAAGUCGGCUGCUUGGGAUAUGACCCAUCAGCAGAAAUUCGAGGAGCUGCAGAGCAUCAUGCCAUGGCACACUGUCCACCACCCUUCGAUCCUUGAUCCGGCCGUCAUCAAGUACAUAAGGGAGGUGUGGCGUUUCUCGAAGAGGUUCAUCAUAGUAGCUCUGGAUCCACAGGGGAAGCUGGCUAGCCCCAAUGCCCUCCACAUGAUCCGGAUAUGGGGAAGUGUGGCCUACCCUUUUACCAAGGAGCGAGAGGAAGCGCUAUGGAAGGACGAGAGCUGGAGACUCGAGCUGAUCAUCGACGGCUUAGACGACGGGACAAUAAUGGAAUGGACGACACAAGGAUCAUACAUUUGCCUAUUCGGAGGCGAGAACCUUGAUUGGAUCAGGAAGUUCACAAGUGCAGCCAAAGCUGUCGCUAAGCUCGCGAAUAUCCCGUUGGGAAUGGUUUACGUGGGGAAGAGCAAUUCUAAGGAGCGUGUGCGGCGAACGGUGGCGGCGAUCACCUCAGAGAAGUUGAGCUACUGCUGGAAUAACCCCACAUUCUUCUGGUUCUUCUGGGCUAGACUCGAAAGCAUGCUCCACUCGAAGCUGCACCAUGGGAAGUCCACCGAAAACGACCCAGUAAUGCACGAGAUCAUGACGAUACUCAGCUACGACGGGAGCGAUGAAGGAUGGGCUAUUUUCUGCCAUGGUACGUUGCCGCCGGUGGCGAGAGCCAGGGGCCAAAAUGCCUUGGCGAGCAUGGAGGAGUUCGACAGGUGGAAGGACGACGCAAAUCAGAGGGGCUUCGCGGCCGCGCUGGACAACCAUCUAAAGCAGAAGGAACUCGAGUCUCCACACCACUGCAACCGCCUGAUCCUGCCCGGAAUCGACGGGGGGAUCCCGGAGAGGGUCGUGUGCGCAGAGUGCGGCCGCGUGAUGGAGAAGUUCAUCAUGUACCGCUGCUGCACCGAAUGAGCAGAUGCUCAACUGCGGUUACUCGGGCGUGAAGGUAUCUCGUGAUGUACCAUCUUGAGGUUAUGCAAGGUUUGGUUGUGGAAGAUGGCGGCGCAGGCUGCCGCGUCCAGUCGGGUGUGGUGUUCAUUCGGACCCGGGCUCUGGCUUUCAUCCAGUCUAUCCUGUUUGUCGCUUUUUUUUUAGGGGGUUCCUUUCGCGGUUUCAGUUGUGUUCUGUUUCGAAGUGUUUAGAUGAAAUCUUGAUGUAUGGCUUGACUGCAACUUUUCUUGUACUGUAAGGUUGAUGUGCGUUGGUGAUGAUGUUCAAUCUAUAGCUGUUUUGACUUCUGUUUUAGUAUGCUA
This is a messenger RNA of Rhodamnia argentea, 2565 nucleotides long. Its product is annotated as protein SIEVE ELEMENT OCCLUSION B-like. The coding region runs from base 71 to 2224 and encodes 717 amino acids. The record is from RefSeq and is a predicted model, not a curated record. The transcript is spliced from 7 exons. Gene Ontology annotation, biological process: phloem development. NCBI's taxonomy places the organism in Eukaryota, Viridiplantae, Streptophyta, Magnoliopsida, Myrtales, Myrtaceae.